Messenger RNA from Castor canadensis (American beaver), 3555 nucleotides. NCBI's taxonomy places the organism in Eukaryota, Metazoa, Chordata, Mammalia, Rodentia, Castoridae. The record is from RefSeq and is a predicted model, not a curated record.
AGGGGCCAGUUCCUCUUUCCUUCCCAAGCACAGUGGAGGCCCCAGCUCCCAAGCGGCUGACAAGCUGGAGCACUGGUGACAGGGAGGAGCUGAGCUGCACUCCUGCAAGGACUCCUUCUCCCCCAGGGAGCAUGAACAGGAAAGACAGCAAGAGGAAAUCCCAUCAGGAAUGCUAUGGAAAGGCAGAGGGACGGAGUCGGCCCCGACAAGCCCGCCGUCACAAGACAUGCCCCAGCCCCCAGGAAAUCAGCAAGAUCAUGGCAUCCAUGAAUCUGGGCAUGUUGAGUGAGGAUAGCUGCAAUGAAGACGAGCUGCUGGAGAAGUGCAUCCAGUCCUUCGACUCAGCUGGCAGCCUGCACCGUGGGGAUCAUGUUCUGAAUAUGGUGCUGGCCAUGCACAGCUGGGUGCUGCCUUCCGCUGACUUUGCUGCUCGGCUGCUCACCUCGUACCGGAAGGCUACAGAGGACACCCAGGAGCUGAGGCAGUUGCAGAUCUGCUACCUGGUCAGGUACUGGCUGACCCACCAUCCAGAGGCUAUGCACCAGGAUCCUCAGCUAGAAGAAAUUAUAGGUCGUUUCUGGGCCGUGGUGGCCCAGGAGGGCAACUCAGCCCAAAGGAGUCUGGGAGAUGCCUCCAACCUCUUGAGCCCUCGUGGCCCUGGCCCACCCCAUCUAAUGAGCAGCCCAGGCCUGGGCAAAAAGCGCAAGGUGUCUUUGCUUUUCGAUCAUCUGGAGACAGAGGAGCUAGCUCAACACCUCACUUACCUGGAGUUCCGGUCUUUCCAGGCUAUCACGUCCCAGGACCUGCGGGGCUACGUUUUGCAGGGUUCUGUGCGGGACUGCCCCGCUCUGGAAGGCUCCGUGGGUCUGAGCAACAGCGUGUCCCGCUGGGUGCAGGUCAUGGUGCUGAGCCGCCCCGGGCCUGCCCAGCGCGCGCAGGUGCUAGACAAGUUCAUUCGCGUGGCACAGAGACUCCACCAGUUGCAGAAUUUCAACACGCUGAUGGCGGUCACAGGGGGCCUGUGUCAUAGUGCCAUCUCCAGACUCAAGGAUUCCCAUGCCUACCUGAGCCCUGACAGCACCAAGGUCCUGCUGGAGCUGACCAAACUCCUCGCCUCCCGCAACAACUAUGCCCACUACCGCCGCACUUGGGCUGGCUGCACCGGCUUCCGGCUGCCUGUGCUGGGUGUACACCUCAAGGACCUGGUGUCCCUGCACCAGGCACAGCCUGACAGGCUGCCUGAUGGCCGCCUGCACCUGUCCAAGCUGAACGGCCUGUACCUGAGGCUGCAGGAGUUGGCGACCCUCCAGAGGCAGCACCCCCCCUGCAGUGCUAAUGAAGACCUGCUGCACCUGCUCACGCUCUCCCUGGAUCUCUUCUACACGGAGGAGGAGAUCUACGAGCUUUCUUAUGCCCGAGAGCCCCGCUGUCCCAAGAUUCUGCCGCCAUCACCCUUCAAAACGCCUCUGGUGGUGGAGUGGGCCCCUGGGGUGACACCCAAGCCAGACCAGGUCACCCUGGGUCGGCAUGUGAAACAGCUGGUGGAGUCCGUGUUCAAGAAUUACGACCCCGAAGGCCGUGGCACCAUCUCUCAGGAGGACUUUGAGCGACUCUCAGGCAACUUCCCCUUUGCCUGCCACGGGCUCCACCCACCUCCCCGCCAGGGGAGUGGCUCCUUCAGCAGAGACGAGCUGACAGAGUACCUGCUUCACGCUUGUGCCAUCUGCUCCAAGCUGGGCCUGGCCUUCCUGCACUCCUUCCAUGAGGUCACCUUCCGCAAGCCCACCUUCUGUGACAGCUGCAGUGGCUUUCUCUGGGGUGUCACCAAGCAAGGCUACCGCUGCCAAGACUGUGGUCUGUGUUGUCACAGACACUGCAGGGACCAAGUGAAAGUGGAGUGUAAGAAGAGGCCAGGGGUCAAGGGCAAUGUGGGCCCCCCAGGAGCCCUUGUCCCAGCCACACCAGCUCCUCGUGCCAGCUACGGCUCCAAGGAAAAUCUCUCCUACACACUGUCCCUGGACCCUGAGGCUGGGUGCUACCUUCGCCAUGCUUGGACACAGACAGAGUCCUCACAUUCUUCCUGGGAACCAGAGAUGGUGAGGAGGAACCCCCAGCAACAUACAGGGGUUUCAGGCCAUUUGCCUGAUGGAAACCAGACAGAUUUGGGAAUCACAGGAAAGUACAAAACAUGCAAGAGUUCUUGCUUGAGUGGGAGGGUGUAAACUCUGGCUAAUUUUUAAUGUUGACAGCAAAAUAGAUGUUGAGUAGGGAGAAGUAACCACUAGAACAGAAAAAAAGGAAUUAAGGAGAAAACAAUUAAGAAGGCAAGAAUAAGCCUCAUAUAUCUGGAGCUACAAUAAAUGUCAGUGGAGUAAAUUCUACCUUCAAAAGGCAGAGACUCUCAGAAGCCCACAGAGGAUAUCAAUUGAUCCAUUUAGCCACAGUCUGGGUGAGGCACUGUAACUCACUGCAAACUGUUUCCUGGAUAUCUUAUAUUCUUCUUGUUACCUGUCUUCCUUCUUCCAGGUCCCAUCGUCCACCGCGUCCUCCAAGCUAGAGUCCUAGAAAUCAUCCUGGGCUCUCCUCUUCCUCUCUCCUCCCCUAACUCCCCAAAGGCACUGCCUCCUCCCCACUCACACUGCCUUUGAUGAAGAGUCCAUCAUCUGUUACCCAAAAAAGGUUCUUUUCUUUGUUUGCGUUUCACUGGCUGUUAAUUUCAGUCCUUUGUGCACUUAGCAUCUGUGCAGCUCAGUGUUGGAUGCACUUGGAGUUAGGCAUUGUGUUAUCAACUCCAUAACCUCCUCUUCAUAGAGAAGGAGAUGGAGGUUUGGUGAAGUUAAGCCGCCUAUCCAAGGUGUGAGAGGACCCUGGUCCUCUAACAUUGAAACUCUGGACCAUUAUGCCACAUUGGUGGUUGGUAUAGGUCAGGAAUGGAAAAGAUGGAUGGAGGGCCAGGGCUCCAACCACUGGGGUUGCACGUAGGUGAGAAGGCUGGGAUGGGGAGCCUGUGAACACGAGUCAGGUCAUGCCCCUUCUUUGCUCACAGCCCUCCCAUAGUUCCUCUCCCUCAGAGUAAAAGUCAGAUCUCAUGUGGUUCACAAAGCCCCACACAAUCCUUGCUUAUCCUCUCUCUGACCUGUCCUCCCACCUCUCAUCCCCUCACUAAUCCUACUCCAGUUACACUGGCCUCCAUCUUCCUUAAAUAUGCUCCAAAAAAUCCUACCUCAGGGCCUUUGCACUGGCUGUUUCCUUUGUCUGGCCCACAUGCUCUCUUUGGGAUUUUGUUGGUGACCUCAGAGAUGUGACCCCUGCCCCAGUUCUGGCAUUCUUGCUCUUUCUCCAUAGGGUUGUUAUCAUCUGAAAAAACACACAUCCUAUCCUUUUAACUGUGGUGCCCUCAGUGUUUAGAACAGGGCUGGCACCAGGUGGGCACCUGCUACAUGUUUGUCCUGUGCCUGAAUGUGUCCUUCCCCACAACCACAGAAAAGUGCCAAAGAGCAAAGGAACUUGUGGGUCAGAACGGCAGGGGCCUAACCCGGGGACAGAAACCCCUAC